AACGCGAAUAAAGUACAAGAGUUUCAAUUCACAGUAUCAUUAUUUGAGAAAAUUAUGUCCAUUGUGAAUUGUAUAAAAAAAAAAUAACCGUCUGAUCCCGAUCUUGUUAGCCCAACAUUGAAAAAAUGCCGUCGUUAAGGCAAAAAGUUACAACAUAUUUCAGGCAGUUCAGUUUCAUUGCUGAUCGAGAAGAAAGGGUAACUUCCGACAACAAAGUAUCGGAAGGAUCCUUCAUUACGAGAUACAUAGACGGGACGUGGAAGCCACCAGAUUCAAUACCAAAGAUUAAAUCAGGAAAAGAACCAGCUGAAUUACCCGAACACAAUGUUCACAAAUAUAAAACUGGACCAGAAUCUGUAUCGGCAGCCUACACGGGUCCCGACAAAGGAUUGACUGGAGUUCGAAGAACUCGUAUUCACUUGAGUGCUGGUCCUGAAAUAGAUUUUAUAGACACUCAUUUGGAGCAAGAUGCGUUUAAGUCUAGCAUUAAAAUGGAUACCAAUGCAAAUAAGAGAUCAAUCACAACAUACAAGGAGAGUUCAAAGCAAGGAGUUUCCACGAUCGCCUAUACCAAACGUCAUUCUGAAAAGGUGCCUGCCUCCAAAAAUCCUAAUGAAGAUCCUUUGAAUAAAAAAAACGACAACACAAUUAUCAAGAGUGCUUUGGAUGAAACAACUACGGAUCCUAUUGCAAAUAUAAAAAACUGGAACCUCCCGGAUGUUCACGCUUAUGGAAUUUCAGUUUCCUUGUAUGAGAAGAAUGCAAUAACGGGAGAGAGUAUUGGGAAUCCUGUAGCAGAUUGCUUUGGAAUUGUAGCAAGGGAAGAUACAUGCAUAAUGGCAUUAGCAGACGGGGUCAAUUGGGGAGAGGGAGCACGACUUGCAGCAAGAUGUGCGGUACAAGGAGCAAUUGAAUAUUUGAACUCAGCUAUAUUCGGGAUUCAUCACAAUAAAUCUGUAUAAGUGAAGUGGUAUCACUGAGACGACGACGAAAGCACCCGCAUCGACCGGAGGAAAGGCUUCCCGUAAUAGGCAGCAUGACUAGGCCGUCGUCAUCCGAUUGGCAUCGACUUGCACUGGUGUGGCCACCAUUUUAAAAACAACCGGCCCUUUUCAGGGCCACCAAUUCAAAAAUGGAAAGAGUUGAGAACUAAAUGAUCAACAUAUUUGUUCCGUCCACUAGCGGCCUUACGUCAAGCUUCCGUUCGUGCCCCUAGGCACAGACCAUUCUACUUUUUUUUAUAGUUGUCAUUCUUGCAUUUAUCGCAAGGAUCCGACUCUAAUUGAAAGGUCCCGCUCUUUUUACCCUUCGGAGCUUUGAAACACCCUCCAAAGGCACGCCCCUUUGUCAGUCAAAAUUGGAUUCCUUAGCAACAAAAUUAAGGUAUUACACCGAUAAUGACCAUGCAUCAGAACCCUAGUCUUAACCACUUCAAACUAGGGAACAACGAAUAGAAGAUUAGGAAUCACAUAGAUGAAGACUAACUAACCCAUUUUUUUCUUGUUUCAAUAUCAUCCUCGUUGGACAAAGCCGAGUCUUGUCACUAUCAACAAGGCAUAAAAAGUAACAAGGACUAAGAAGUGUUCCUUUGAUUACUGAAAAAUCCUGUUCCCCUAGUUCGAAAAAGUCAGGACUAGGAAUCGGUGGUAGAUCUUUCAUCCCCUAAAGUACCACGAAAAGGUGAUCUACCCACGUUACGGGGUGGGUUGUUCAUUAACUACGUAGAUAGUUUUUUGGGAUUCUUGCCCCUCCCCAUCCACUGCGAAGAAAAUUGUCCAUAAACAAUUUUAAUUUUUUAAAUUUGUAUGAGCCGUGGAUAAUUUCCAAUUUGUUUUGUGCAAUCCAACGAUAGUGUUUCCCGGUAGCGUUUAAGCAUAGUAUUUACAGUCGAUUUUGGAAAUUUGAGCACCUUUUCAUUCCACUUGGUGAGCGAGCAGAUUUUUUUCACGUUUCUCGCGUUCCAUAUUCGAUAACUUUUAAACGUGAGUAUGAAAUCUGAUUAAAUUUUCUCCACAGAAUAGACAAUCUUUCCAGAUCAAAAGGCUGUCAACAGUUCCUUGCUACGACAACCAGAGAUGCUAGUGCAAAAUUCGCUUUACAUCGAAUCUAAACCGUAUACACUCAGGUCUUUUUUGUUAGCACGGGGGAUAUGUACUGUGUAAAAAAAACCAUGUUAAAAAAAAAACCUACCGAGAUUUUGAUUUUUCACAUGCUUAAAUGUUAAAAAAAAUCGGAUUUUGAUGCCAUUUGUUAUUAUAGCAUGCUAUGGUCCAUAUAGACAUAUUUUAAAAAUUUCUGAAUUUGCACCAAAAAUUGUGAUUUUUUUUUAAAGUAUGCCAUUCGAUACCUAUAGCUUGAAACGGAUAAUGUGAUUAGAAUCAAGUCGAUAGGUUUUAUCGUUGUCGAGAAAUCUUUAAAAGCGUACCGUGUAAAUAGCGAAAAACCGUGUAAAAAACCGUGUACAAAGACUUCAGUGUAUGUACAGGGGUUGUGAGAAAUAUAGGGUACAAGCUAAAUUUUGUCCAACUUUGGACUGUUGUAACUUCGUUAAAUAUUGUUCGAUUUUCAAUCUUCAAGAAACAUUCAACUAGAAAACUAAUCAAAUUUUAUGGUGAGGUAAUGGAAGUGACCAUGGUUACUGGAUACCGGAGAUAUUCUGGGUUUCCUGAGGGCAUGUCUAAAUUGCUAAAUUUGUGAUGAGUUUUUCUCAGGGUGUCCGUUACUAAUCUGUGUUUUUUGUUCUUACGCCAAAAAUAGAACCAUUUCCAAAGCAAAUGACCUACCAACAGCUAAA
Molecule: messenger RNA, 2794 nt
Organism: Ochlerotatus camptorhynchus
Lineage: Eukaryota; Metazoa; Arthropoda; Insecta; Diptera; Culicidae
Product: PP2C-like domain-containing protein CG9801
Exons: 4
Coding region: 126-962 (278 amino acids)
Source: RefSeq, a predicted model, not a curated record